UUGAAUUUGUGUAUUUCUGAUUGUUUCAAUAAUUCUUAUCGACAAUAGACAUUUAAUAUUUGUUAGCUGAAUUGCACGAAACAAAAUAGAAUGGCUUAAGCUUGCACAUGAACUUUAUUCUCAUUGUAAUAAAGUAACUGUGCUGCUUAUACAGGGUACGUGAAUACCUGCGUUAAAUAUGCUUUUGAACGGUCAUAUUCAGUACAGAGCUUAUUCCAGUAUAGUACAAAAGUUUCAAACCCAAAAUAAAUCAGUAUAUAAUGGAAGGGAAUUUCAAGAUUUAAAUAUACCUGUUCCUUGGGGUCACCUUGCUGCAAGGUGGUGGGCGCCUUAUGAGGGUAGACCAAUAUUAGCCGUUCACGGGUGGCAAGUAAGCCAAAUCUCCGUAAAAGGUAGCUGCGUGGCUUUGGCUCGCUUAGUUUGCACGCGUACGUUGCGUAUUGUGGGUGUCAUUCAUAACCUGGACAUUUUGGAGCAUUUUGUGUUAUUUAUUGAUCUAAAGUUUGGAGUGUUUUUCUAUAUCUCAUUAUCAUGGAUGACGCUUCAUCAAGUGGACACGUUUGGAAAAAGGAAAAGGUGUUUGGCACUUAAGCAACAAGUGGAAGAUGCUGAAAAAACGGAAAAGAAGUCACCCUUGCAACAAAGAAGACUAAAAGGUUUGAUGUGGAAAUCGAAUGUGUAA
Messenger RNA from Acanthoscelides obtectus, 682 nucleotides. Lineage: Eukaryota; Metazoa; Arthropoda; Insecta; Coleoptera; Chrysomelidae. The record is from the annotation of a GenBank genome assembly.